Molecule: messenger RNA, 1442 nt
Organism: Cyprinus carpio (common carp)
Lineage: Eukaryota; Metazoa; Chordata; Actinopteri; Cypriniformes; Cyprinidae
Biological process (GO): regulation of transcription by RNA polymerase II; cell differentiation
Cellular component (GO): nucleus
Molecular function (GO): DNA-binding transcription factor activity, RNA polymerase II-specific; RNA polymerase II cis-regulatory region sequence-specific DNA binding
Source: RefSeq, a predicted model, not a curated record
CUAUUUUAGAGGGAGGAGCGAAAUGCUCCAGAAAGCCCAUUGGCACAGUGUCUGGAAAGGGAAGAGAGGAAACUGAUGCACACAUGGCAUUUUCUGACACUUUACUCGUUGAUUGGGUCAGAAGACGUUUCGCCGCAAUUAAAUGACACGCAAAGAGGAAAGCAAUUAUACUGUGGACUAAUUCACCGCCAUGAAAGCGCAGGAGCUUCCCAUAUAAAAGCGCAAAACUGCAGGCCAUCGAGCAGGUUACGUUUUAAAUGGCGAAUAACCGCACCUCCUUUUCCAUUCACAACAUAUUAAACCGAGGACUCGAUUGCGAGAAAAUUAGCGGUAUUGAUGAGGAAUACGCAGAUGAGCAGGUUCACGGAGAGAGAGAGGCGCGGGAUUGUUCAAGCUCAUCUCUGCCGGUGAACGCUGGAGCUGAGAGCGCGCAGAGGCGCAUCUCUUCCUGUGUGCUCGUGCUGGACUCCUCAUCCUCUGACCAGCAUUCAUGUGAGGAAGAAUCUACAGGAGGAGAAGACAAUUCAAUCGAAAUACGUCAAGAUCAUGACAUGGACCAACAGAAAUCACAGAGCUGCAACUUUGAAGAUAACAACCCCAAAUCGAGCAAAAAAAGGACACGGGCAGCGUUUUCUCACGCACAAGUAUACGAGCUGGAGCGGCGCUUUAACCUGCAGCGGUACCUGUCCGGCCCAGAGCGGGCCGACCUGGCAGGAGCGCUCAAACUGACCGAGACACAGGUAAAGAUCUGGUUCCAGAACAGGAGAUACAAAACUAAGCGCCGACAAAUGGCAGCCGAGCUUGCGACAACUCCUACAACAACACUGGCAAAGAGAGUUGCAGUGAAAGUCCUGGUGAGAAACGACCAGAGGCAAUACAACACAGAGGAGCUGCCCAGUCCAUCUGUUCCUCCAUUAUACCAGUCAUUCCCUUACUAUCCUUACAUGUUCUGCUUCAAGCCGUGGAACUCAGGAAGCACUUUAAGUAGUGGUCUGUACUGAUUUACUGGAGUUAUAGCAUCACGUGGAAAGUGAUUGUGGAGAGACAAACAUACAGCCAAAGUUCAUUUAUGCAGAAGAGAACAGAGUAAACAAAACUAUUAUUCCUCCAUGGAUUAAAAAACUAUAGAAUGACCAUAAAGCCAGAAAAGGAAUAUGAUGUACUGAUGUUCACUAUCUAUUAUUUCAAAAACGAUCAUUAAGCCAAAGCAUAGACAAUUUAUUCAAAAGACAUUCUCUCAUUCGUAGUCAUAUCUGUCCUUUUUUAAUGUUGUACGUAUGUAUUUAUGUAUUUGGACAAGUAAUGCACACUUAAAAUCUAUGAAUUUUCUUGCUUUAGAUAACAAAAUAUUAAACCAAAAAGUGGUAAAAUAAAAUGAUGCUCAUCCUCAAAGUUAUUUUUUAGUAGAUGUAGAUGUUUCACUAACAUUUGAAAAAAGUCAG